CAUAGAUAAUGUGCAACCUCAAGAUGCUGGCAUAUAUAAGUGUAUCAUAGUCAACAAAAAUGGUGAAAUGGAAGGAAGCUCUACCGUGACUGUAUUAGCAAAGGAUAAAGAACCAGAGUUUAUAACAGAGUUGCAUGAUACCAAUUGUAUUGAAGGAUUUCCCUUAAAGUUACAAAUAAAAGUAGUAGGAAAUCCUCUUCCGGACAUUAAAUGGUUUCGUAAUGGCAAAGAAAUUUUCGCUGCCAAGGGCCAGUGUACUUUUAUACAAAAUAAUGAUGGUGCAUGUAGUUUAGUUAUUGAGCAGGCUAAUUUGAAUGACUCUGGAUUAUAUGAAGUAGUUGCUUCAAAUAUAAAAGGUGCUGCUUCGUCAAAAGCAAGAUUACAUGUCGCUUUGAAAAUGGACGAAUCUAUGCCAGAGGAACCUCCUCGAUUUGUGUCAUCUAUUAGAGACGUAAAUGCAAAUGAAGGAGAUGAGAUCAAUAUAUCUGCAGCAUUUGUUGGAAAUCCUAUUCCUGAAGUUAUUUGGUCAAAAGAUGGAACCCCUCUCUCCAUUGAUAAUCGCUUUUUAAUUGAAUGUGAUGGUAAACAUGUUAAUUUGAAUAUAGCUCCUGCUGAAGCUAGUGACUCGGGUACAUAUAGCUGCCUCUUAGCUAACCCACUUGGCGAAGAUAACUCUUCUUGCGAAGCUAAUGUCAGAAAAGUUUACAAAAAGCCUAUAUUUACUCAAAAGAUAUGUGAUCAACAACAAUUAAUUGGGUCUGAUGCAAAAAUAGCUGUAACUGCUUCUGGCGUGCCUAAUCCUGAACUGUCAUGGUACUUUCAGGACAAGCCCAUUUCAACAGGGGAUAAAUACCACAUAACUAACGACGGUGAUCACCACGGAUUAGUAAUCAAAAACUGUCAAAUAAACGACCACGGUGUAUACAAAUGUAUCGCGAGAAAUAGGGAGGGUAGCGAUGUUACUCAAGGCCGGUUAGAUGUGGUAAAUGAACUGAAAAAAUACGUUCGAUCUGAACCACCAACAUUCCUAAAGAAAAUUGGAGAUUGUGAAAUUUAUCCUGGUAUGACUGCAAAAUUUACAGCGUGUGCCACAGGUAGUCCUGAACCUGAAGCGGAAUGGUUUAAGAAUGACCAAAAACUUUUCCCUAGUGGGAAAAUAUCUAUGGACCAUGAACCCAAUGGCUUACUGCGACUAACUAUUAAAGAUGCUGACGAUACUGAUGUUGGGCGCUAUUCGUGCCAUAUAUUUAAUCCAUAUGGAGAUGACACGUGUCAUGCUCAUCUUUUUUAUGAUACUAUUGACGACCAUAACAGAAGACCAUUAUCAGAGCAAUAUAAUGAUUUGAACAAGUUCAAAAAGACAGGCGUUCCCACACCACUUACGGAAAGGCCAACCAUAUCACGAAUGACUGACAGUACCUUAAGAUUGUCUUGGAGACCAUCAGUGUUAGCAUCACCGCGAUAUCCUGUAACAUAUCUGGUGGAAAUGAUGGAAUUGCCAGAAGGAGAUUGGCGCACUCUUCAUACAGGAGUUCGAAACUGCAUCUGCGAUAUAAAGGGAUUGGAACCUUUCCGUGAAUACCGUUUUCGUGUUCGAGUUAAAAAUAAGUAUGGUGUUAGCGAUCCUAGCCCAUAUGUCCAGACGUACAGACAAAAAAUAGUACCAGAGGAAAAGAAAACCUACACAUACUUAGCGCCUGGUGUAGAUUUUAGACCUGAAACGUCUCCUUAUUUCCCAAAGGACUUUGAUAUCGAGCGUCCUCCCCAUGAUGGACUUGCACAAGCUCCACAAUUUUUGCGCCGAGAAAACGAUUCCCUGUAUGGAAUUAAAUCCCAUAACGUUGAACUAAUGUGGUUUGUUUAUGGAUACCCAAAGCCCAAGAUNAUGACAUACUAUUUCGACGGCACACUCAUAGAACCUGGUGGAAGAUUUGAUAGUAGCUAUACUCGCAAUGGCCAAGCGACACUCUUCGUAAAUAGGAUGCUGGAGCGUGAUGUUGGAUGGUACGAAGCAGUGGCAUCAAACGAACAUGGUGAAGCUAGGCAACGAGUUAAAUUGAAGCUCGCAGACUACCCACGGUUUUUGAAACGACCAGACGAAACAUUUAUUAUGAUGAGAAAGAACGGGCGCUUGGAAGCCCAUAUAGUUGGCGAACCUCUUCCAGAAAUUAGGUGGUAUAAAGACUGGCAACCCCUGGCCGAAAGCUCCCGUAUUAAGAGUAAUUUCUACGAUCCUAAUAUUUAUGUGCUAUCCAUUAACGACGCAAUUAUUAAAGAUGAAGGCCUAUAUUCCGUCAGCGCCCGUAAUGUUGCUGGCACCAUAAGCACUUCUGUAAUGGUGCACAUAGAAGAAGAUGAAGAUACCUACAUCUAUAAAACAUACGGAAGACAUCCAUAUGUUCGUGCAAAACAAAAUCGUUAUAACGACAAAUAUGAUAUCGGCGAUGAACUAGGACGUGGUACGCAAGGUAUCACAUAUCACGCUGUAGAGAGGGCUACUGGUAACAAUUUUGCUGCAAAAAUUAUGUAUGGUCGACACGAGUUACGGCCGUUUAUGCUUAACGAGAUAGACAUAAUGAACGGCCUUAAUCAUAAAAACUUGAUUCGACUACAUGAUGCUUAUGAUCUUGAUAAAAACGUUACCUUAAUCAUGGAGUUGGCAGCUGGAGGAGAGCUUGUUAAGGAUAAUUUACUAACUCGAGACUACUACACAGAACGAGACAUUGCGUACUAUAUAAGGCAAUUAUUAUGGGGCUUAGAUCAUAUGCAUGAACUCGGUAUAGGACACAUGGGACUAACGAUAAAAGAUUUGCUGAUAUCUGUGGUGGGAAGUCACGAUUUGAAAAUUUCAGACUUUGGUCUCUCUCGCAAAAUUAACAGUCACGCUCUUACAACAUUAGAUUUUGGAAUGCCCGAGUAUGUAUCACCUGAGGUGGUUAAUAAAGAAGGUGUAGGAUUUGCCCAUGAUAUGUGGGCAGUAGGAGUAAUAACAUACACGCUACUUAGUGGGCGAAACCCCUUCAGAGGGAUUGAUGACUACGAAACACUAUUAAAGGUUCGUGAGGGGCGUUGGGAAUUUAAUGAUUCAGUUUGGUCACAUAUAUCAGACGAUGGAAGAGACUUUAUUUCAAGAUUGCUGUCAUAUAGAGCUGACGAUCGAAUGGAUGUAAAAACAGCCUUAAAACACCCAUGGUUCUUUAUGUUAGAAAGACUGCCUACUGGAAAUGAAUAUCAAAUCACGACUGAUCAUCUCCGGAACUACUAUAAUCAAUUCAGGGAUUGGAGUUCGAACGCAGCAUGCAAAAAUUAUUUCCGACGAAGGCGACUUAGUGGGUGUUACAAUCACCCAUCUAGAAUGGUGUAUCCUCCAGGACAUUCAUAUACACCUGAGCCCACACCAGAACCAUUACCAGAGCCGAAAAAACGAUCCACUAAAAGAGAAGAUGCAGUGUCAAAAUAUUUGCACCCUGAUUACGAACUAGGCCUAAUUCAAUCAGAAAGUCACUACCAGUAUGGACCGGAUACAUAUUUGCUUCAACUUCGGGAUGUAAGCUUUCCAGUGAGGUUACGGGAGUAUAUGAAAGUUGCCCACAGAAGGUCACCCUCCUUUGCUCUAAACGACAACGUUGAUUGGUCUUUACCAAUCAUCCGAGAACGUCGUCGCUUUACUGAUAUAAUGGACGAAGAGAUAGACGACGAGCGGGUUCGUAGUCGGAUAAAUAUGUACAGUUCCAACGAUUCGUUCAGUAUUCGCAGACUUCGUACGGAAUUAGGUCCCCGACUAGACGAAUACACUGAAGCAGAAGCUCUCAUUGAAAGUCAAAGAGAAGGAUGCCUUCCGUUUUUUAGAGAGAAGCCACAAACGCUUGCACUCAUUGAAUACCAGCCUGCACACAUUCAUUGCUUUGCUGUUGGUGAUCCAAAGCCAUGUAUUCAAUGGUUUAAAAACGACAUGGUUCUCAAUGAAUCCAACAGAAUAAAAAUAGUCGCUGACGAGGAUGGGAGAUCUAUUUUACGCUUCGAUCCUGCUGUUCAUACUGAUAUAGGAAUAUAUAAGGCAGUUGCUAGAAACUCACUUGGACAAACGGUUUCAAGAUGCCGCUUAGUUGUAGCUACGUUGCCCGAUGCGCCCGAUUCUCCAGAAGUAUCUGCUGUAAGUGGAACAGAGAUCCUUCUCAGAUGGAAACAACCAAAAGAUGAUGGGCAUUCAGCAGUUUUAUGCUACUGUUUGCAAUAUAAAGAAUUUAGCUCAGACAUUUGGACAACCAUUGCAGAUAAUAUUGAUCACGAGUUUUAUCUUGUGCAUGACCUACAGCCUCACACCAAAUACCACUUUAGAUUAUCAUCUAGAAAUCGUAUCGGUUGGAGUGAAAUGGGCAUCCCGUUGACAGCUGAAACAACAUCCUUAGAUUCACCCAAAAUACAUAUAUCAAAGGCAAUGGAACAUUUGCAGAAGCUAACAGAAAGUGGUCAAGAAAUCGUACCAGAAGAGGAGCGUGUCCAUACAGAUUACCACUGUGAAUGCGAACCACCGAAUUGGAUCACUGAUUCUAGCGUAAACGAAAAGUAUAGUUUUAUUUCAGAAAUACAUAGAGGACAAUUCAGCACAAUAGUAAAAGGCGUUCAAAAAUCCACCAAUGCAAUAAUCGUUGCAAAAAUUUUUGAUUUGAAUGAGGAAACUGAAGCUUCAGUAAUAGAAGAAUUUGAGAAUUUCAGAACAUUAAGGCAUGAGCGAAUUGUAGCACUAUUCGCAGCAUAUAAGCCAAUCAACGUACCAUUAGCAAUAUUUGUGAUGGAAAAACUACAGGGUGCAGACGUGUUAACCUACUUUAGUAGUCGUCACCAGUAUACGGAACAUAUGGUGGCUACAGUAAUAACUCAACUUUUGGACGCCCUUCAAUAUCUACAUUGGAGAAGUUACUGUCACCUAAAUAUUCAACCUGACAAUAUUGUUAUGGCUUCUGUGCGUUCAGUACAAAUUAAGCUAGUUGACUUUGGAUCAGCCAAGCGAGUUAGUAAAUUAGGAGCAAAAGUUGCUGCAAGUUGCAUGCUUGACUUCCAAUCCCCAGAGAUGGUUAAUGAAGAACCGAUAUUUCCACAAAGCGAUAUCUGGUCUGUUGGAGUGUUGACGUACCUUUUGCUUUCUGGAAAGAGCCCAUUCCGAGGCAUUGAUGAAUACGAUACAAAGCAGAAUAUAUCGUUUGCGCGGUACAGAUUUGAGAAUCUUUAUAGUGAAGUCACUCCUGAGGCAACCCGUUUCAUCAUGUUUUUAUUUAAACGCCAUCCAACAAAACGCCCAUAUUCCGAGGACUGUUUGGAACACAGAUGGCUAAUGUCUUCUGACUACAUGAUUAAAAAGAGAGAAAGGGCGCUGUUCCUUGGGAGCAGGCUUAAGGAGUUUGCUGAAUUGUAUAAGGAUAUGAAAGAAAGUCACGCCCAAUCAUCUCAAACAGUUACACAGUCUUUAAAUGGUGGACCUACAGCAACUCAAUUAUUACGCUCAAAUAGCAUUCAAGAAGAACUUUAUGCCUCAUUUUAAACAUUGAAUUAUCGGGAAGCAUAUUAUAUUUAUGGUGACCAUACCUACUCUUUUUAAUUUGAAGAACGGUCCUUUACUCCACACUUAUUUUGAAUAAAGAACAGCUCUGGUCGCAGAAAUGCUUUCUAAACCAGCUUUGUAACUCCUAAAUCAAA
Messenger RNA from Rhagoletis zephyria (snowberry fruit fly), 5694 nucleotides. It is a transcript of the gene Obsc, whose product is annotated as Obscurin. Gene Ontology annotation, molecular function: ATP binding; protein kinase activity; protein binding. The record is from RefSeq and is a predicted model, not a curated record. NCBI's taxonomy places the organism in Eukaryota, Metazoa, Arthropoda, Insecta, Diptera, Tephritidae. Gene Ontology annotation, biological process: protein phosphorylation.